This is a messenger RNA of Brettanomyces nanus, 1518 nucleotides long. RefSeq lists its product as uncharacterized. The record is from RefSeq and is a predicted model, not a curated record. Lineage: Eukaryota; Fungi; Ascomycota; Pichiomycetes; Pichiales; Pichiaceae. The transcript has a single exon. The coding region runs from base 1 to 1518 and encodes 505 amino acids.
AUGUCAGAUCCUUCUAAAUCCUCUUCACGUGCAGAGGACGACUUUUUUGCUUUCGGUGGUGACGAUGAAGAUUAUGAUCUUCCUCCUCCAAGUAAGAAGCGAAAGAAGAAAGGACACAAGAAGCAUCAUCAUCAUACUAAGAAAAGCCAAGAAAAUGAGUCCACUUCAAAAUCUGGUGGAAGAUUAUCCAAGAUGGACGUAAGCAGUCCAUCAAAGAACAUUUCUUUCAAAAGCGAGUCGAAAGAAGAACCCAAAAACGACGAUCUCAUGAAGAUGCUUGGGAUUCAAGAUGACGACAGUGAUGAAGACUACAUUACGGGACUUAUAAUCAAUGAGAAAAGUUCUAUAAAAACGACCAGGAGUGAACCAAUAUCUGUUAAGGGUAAACGAGCUAGUGAGGAUGAACAGCUAUUAGAGCAGUUGGACUCGGAUAUAAUGAAGGUGGAGAAAUACGAGACGAUGGCAGAGAUGGAAGAAGCUUUAGAUCGAGUACCGACGGAUUUUCUUGCGCAGACUGUGGUGGUGAAUGGUGAAAAGAUGAAUGUUAGCGAUACCAAAUUCAAGAUCGAUGUAACCGUGGAGUUAGGGGAUCGAAGCCUCACCAUAUCACUCACUGCCAAGGGAAGUACUCAUUUCAAGAAGAUCCAAGAGAAGAUCUGUGCAUGGCUAUAUCCAAAGUACAUUGAACAACCAGUGAUGAUGCCUGAAACAUUGGUAUUCUACAUAAAAGAGCUGGAUUUGAUAGUGAAGCAGUUUCUCAAAAUAGGUUACUUGCUUCAAUUAUCCAAAAAGAAUGGAAAGAUAUCACUUCCUAUCACCGACGAUGGCUAUCAUUUCUGUACCACUAUGAGCACUGAGACAAAGAUUCAGGCGACUAGGCAGUUACUGAACUUGGGUAAACAAUCAACUUCAGAAGCUGCAUCUAGUGGAAACGGCGAUCCAGAGAUUACUAUCAACCUGAAGGAUAGGAAAACUGGCAGAUCGACUACUAUUGCCACCAAGAGAACUUCUGUGAUGAUAGACCUUGUCAGUAUAUUUCUUGUUCGUCUUCACUAUCCAGAUAUGUUGAAGGUGACAUUGUAUGGCUCUGAUGGGGCUGCAUUACCUGCUGAAUCUUCAAUUGGAGAUAGCAAAAUCGGGGAAAACGAGACAAUUGAGUUGGACUAUGAUCAGAGAGAUUUCGAUGAGUUACAGGAAGCGGCUAAGCAGCACAAAAGUGACGAUGAGUAUGACAAUGACAACGAUAUUGAUCUUCGCCAUAAUUUGGAUCUUACUAGGGAGCAAGACAACUCUUACUUUACCAUUAAUAUGGUUGGAAAGGACAAGAAAUCUUACAAAGUGCAAGUUAAUCCAGAUACAGAGAUCCGAUUAAUGAUUGACUAUUAUCGGAGUAAAGCUAAGGUUGAAGCCAAAGUUUUGAUUUCACUCCUUUUUGAUGACGAAUUGCUUCUGCCGUCGAUGAAAGUUAGUGAUACCGAAUUAGAAGAGGACUUUAUAGUGGAUGUAAUGUUACAAUAG